AUGAUUUUCGAACUCACUAAGAUAGCGCCGCUGACCAAACGCGUCCGCUCCCGUGAUGCCUGCACCUACCUGCAGCGAGCGAUGAAGUCUGAGGGAUGGAUAUUGCCCUCGAAUUGGACCCGUUGGAUCUGCAUGCUGUGGACGGCGACAACGACAAUAUUCUGCAUUAUUUAUUUGCCAUCCGCUUUUUUCAUAAAUUACAUUAUCCAACUGAAAAGCUUUACACCCUCCCUAUUCCUAACCUCCUUGCAAACGGGGAUCAGUGCGGUUGGCUGUUCAGCCAAGGCAUCCAUCAUGUUUAUUAACAUUUGGCGUUUCCCAAAGGCCAAUGAGCAACUGGAUCGUAUGGACAAGCGUUGUGAGACCGACGAGGAACGUCUACAGAUUCAUCAACUUGUCGCGCGCUGCAGUCGCAUCUUUCUGGUAUUUCAAAUCAUUUACCACAUCUUUGUAUUGUCAAGCUUUGCCGCUGGUCUCGUAAAAAAUGAGCCUCCCUGGAAUAUCUAUAAUCCGCUCAUAAACUGGCGUGACAGCAAAACAAAACUCUAUAUGGUUUCAAUUAUAGAAGUCACAAUAAUAUUUUUUUCCACAACCCAAAACCUUAUCAUCGAUACAUAUCCAAUAAUGUACAGCAUCCCCUUGCGAACCCAUAUCAACUUGCUGAGGCAACGUGUUGGGAGACUUCGCGCCAAACCAGACCACAACACCAGGGAGGACUACCAGGACCUAAUUGAUUGUAUUUCGGAUCAUAAACUGGUUAUUAAGUACUUUAAAAUCAUUCAACCCGUCAUUUCGCAAACAAUUUUCGUCCAAUUUUUAAUAAUUGGUGCAGUACUUGGCGUAUCCCUCAUCAAUUUAUUCUUUUUUGCGGAUUUAUUAAAUGGUGCUACCACGAUUAUAUACAUCUCAGCCCUACUGAUUCAGACUUUCCCCUUCUGCUACAUUUGCAAUCUGAUAAUGGACGAUUGCGAGACACUCACCAAUACCUUAUUUCAAUCCAACUGGAUCGACGCUGAUCGGAGGUAUAGGACUACAUUACUCUACUUUCUACACAAUGUACAGCAACCCAUCGUUUUCAAAGCCGGCGGAUUUAUGCAAAUUUGCGUGAGCUCCAAUAUAACGGUUGCUAAAUUCGCCUUUUCCGUCGUCGCAAUUGUCAAGCAAAUGAAUAUUGCAGACAGAUUUACAUAG
This is a messenger RNA of Scaptodrosophila lebanonensis, 1191 nucleotides long. RefSeq names its product odorant receptor 42b-like. Gene Ontology annotation, molecular function: odorant binding; olfactory receptor activity. Gene Ontology annotation, cellular component: plasma membrane. The transcript is spliced from 3 exons. The coding region runs from base 1 to 1191 and encodes 396 amino acids. Gene Ontology annotation, biological process: detection of chemical stimulus involved in sensory perception of smell; sensory perception of smell. The record is from RefSeq and is a predicted model, not a curated record. NCBI's taxonomy places the organism in Eukaryota, Metazoa, Arthropoda, Insecta, Diptera, Drosophilidae.